AUGAAACAUCACUUCAUGGACCACAGGGGAGAACAGUCACUGAUCAGUAAAGCUACCCUCAGCGUGGCCGGCCCUGAGUCCACAGAGGAGACCAUGGGAGUGUGCUGGUCAGGGACCAUGAAGAGGGACGAGUCAUCUCCGGGGCCUGCCCUUCUCCUCCAGCACGACAGUAUCUAUGUGGCAGCCCGGGCACAUGGAGUGCUGGACUGGAGCAGGUCUCUGUCAUCCCAGUCAUCCUCUGAGUACCAGUCCUACUCCCAGUACCAGUCCUGCUGCUCUGGUGGGUGUGAGGACCAAGAGGCUGCCCCAGAGAGUGUGUGUGCCUUGUACACGCACGUGCAGACGGUGCGCGGUGUGGCAGUGGCUUGGGAAACCGAUGAUGGCUUUGAGCCAGUCGCAAGGAAGCCCCGCAUCCGGGAGGCUGAAUUCAUCAAGAGACAGAGGCGGAAAGGCUCCUCCUUCGAGAUAGCCUCCAACACCGACCUGCACUGGGAGCUGGAAGCCUGCAAGCACUACACUCCACAGCCGGAGGAUUCAGUGGAGUGCUGUCUGCAGGAGCUGCGCGCACCUCCGGACUGGCUGGUCACCACCAACCAUGGCCUGCGCUGCGUGGCCUGCUGCCGAGUCUUCCCCACGCUGGAGGCGCUGUUGGACCACGCCCAGCACGGCAUUCGAGAAGGCUUCAGCUGCCAAAUAUUCUUUGAGGAGAUGCUGGAGAGGAGGCGGGCCCAGGACCAAACGCAAGACCAACAACCUUUGGAAGAGGAGCAGAAACAUUCGGACAGUAGUGAAUGUUCCAGGCCCGAUGGUAAGGUGCUUCCCCAGCAACAGCAGCAACAGCCGCAGCAGCCACAGCAGUAAGUGGAGGUGAGCUGUUUACCCUCCUUCCGGCAUCCUUGGGUCACCGCUCCUUUUCCAGUCAGCAGGACCAGAGCCACCAGGGCAAGGGCCCUGGUGGGGGAAUGAAACAUCCUUAUGGAGCAACAAGGUGGGAACAAAAAGGAGGCCUUCCUGGGGUCACAUUUCUACCAGAGUCGGUUUUAAAACCCGAAUCCAAAGAA
Molecule: messenger RNA, 1061 nt
Organism: Nannospalax galili (Upper Galilee mountains blind mole rat)
Lineage: Eukaryota; Metazoa; Chordata; Mammalia; Rodentia; Spalacidae
Gene: Fam170b
Product: family with sequence similarity 170 member B
Exons: 2
Coding region: 1-861 (286 amino acids)
Biological process (GO): fertilization
Cellular component (GO): acrosomal vesicle
Source: RefSeq, a predicted model, not a curated record